UUGAGAGCGACCAGGUGGAACUUGCUUUGUUAACACGGAGAAACGUUUGAUAAUGAACACACUGUGACUCACAGACGGAGACAGAGCUGCUGCUCGACAUGAUUUACUUAAUAUUAUUGUCCGCUCUGUCGGGAGCAGUCGUUACGUUGGUGUUACAGUUCCUGCUCAUAUACCGGAGGAGCCCUGAGCCCGCAGGCAGGACGGUGCAGUAUGUUAAAGUAGUGCCUGAUAACGCAUUGAAGGAUUACUUUAAUACCCAACAUGAGCCAGGCCAACAGCAGCAUCAGCAACAGCAGGACAGCACAGCAGCCGCAGCAGAGGGCCUCUCCAGCAGGCAGCAGGACUCGGCUGUCCCCGGCCCCAAACAGCCUCCACCGCCUCCUCACAGCGAGCACACUGAUGGGGCCAAAGCGGAAACCUGCAAUUUCCUCAACGCUAUAUUUUUGUUCCUAUUCAGGGAGCUGAGAGACACGCCAGCUGUCAGACACUGGCUCACCAAGAAGAUCAAGGUAGAGUUUGAGGAGCUUCUGCAAACCAAGACUGCAGGCCGGCUCCUGGAGGGGCUGAGUCUGCGGGACAUCUCUCUGGGUAACUCUCUGCCCGUCUUUAAAACGGCCACACUGGUUCAACCGCUGCACAAGAACGAGGACGGCAUGCCCGAGGAGCUCAACUUUGAGGUGGACAUCGAGUAUAACGGAGGCUUCCACCUGGCCAUCGACGUGGAGCUGGUGUUCGGGAAGUCCGCCUACCUGUUCGUGAAGAUGAAGAGGGUGAAGGGGAGGCUGAGGCUGCAGUUCACACGCAUGCCCUUCUCCCAUUGGUCCUUCUCCUUCCUGGAGGACCCACUGGUGGACUUUGAGGUGAAGUCUCAGUUUGAGGGCAGACCCCUGCCUCAGCUCACCUCCAUCAUAGUCAACCAGCUGAAACGAGUCAUCAAGAAGAAACACACCUUACCCAACUACAAGAUCAGAUACAAGCCGUUUUUCCCGUUUCAAGUCCAGCCUCCGCCAGGGUCGGCUUGUGAUUUGGACCUGUCAGUGCAGGACAGCAGACUGGUGGAAGGAAGACUUAGAGUCACCCUGACUGAAUGUAGCAGGCUGUUCAUCCUGGGCUCCUAUGACAGAGAAACCUACGUUCACUGCACCCUGGAGCUGAGCAGCCACCAGUGGAAGGAGAAGACCCGCAGCUCCAUCAAAAAAACGGUGGUUAUCAAAGGGCCAUGUGGCAGUGUGGGGAUGACGUUCAGACAUGUCCCUGCCAGCGAGGGGGAUGCAGUCCACGUCAGCAUAGAGACGGUCACGCCCAACUCCCCCGCAGCCUUGGCAGACCUGCAGAAGGGGGAUCGCCUCAUUGCCAUCGGAGAUGUGAAAGUGACAUCCUCGGUUCAAGUGCCCAAACUGUUAAAGCAGGCAGGUGACAAGGUGGUGGUAUUUUAUGAGAGACCGAUCCGUCACCAGACUUCCUCCUUGGGAACCCUGGGAACUCUUCAAGAGGGAUUUGGGCAGCUGGAGGAAACAGGUUUUAUUUCCCAGCCUGGGGGAUAUGAAGAAGACCCUGCCCCAAUCACCACCCUGUCUGACAUGUCCGACAACAAAGACAUGGACUCUGAGUUUGAAGAAUUGAUUGUGGACUCCAAACCCAUCCAGACUGGUAGCCCUAACAGCAGUACCACAAAUACCAGUGACACAAAGGAGGAUUUCUUACUUACAGUGAACCAAAGCCCCAAAAGGACUGUGGCCAACUUGGCCUCUAAGCCCCUUGGUACCAUAUCGCCCAUUCUCAAUCGCAAAUUAAACCUGGUGGGUCUCCAGUCUCCACUAAAGCCCCAGCCCAAAGAAUCACCAAAGCCCUCACCACAUAAGACCAGUAGUGACCCAGGGGAGGUUCUGCAACGCCCCACUAUCCCUCCCCCACCUCCUCCUUCUCGUCCCCCGGUGCCGCCAAGGCCUCAGAUAAGGUUGACACCAGCCUCCUCAGAAACAAGUCUUUUGGAAGGUAUGGAUUCUGUUACAACUGCUAAUGCUACUGUUGCUUCUACCGUGACUACAACUGUAAGCACUGGUGAAAAAUCUCCAGAAAAAUCUCCUCUCACUGGAGCCAAUGAGGACAAAGCUGCUGAGAAGACAUUUGUCAAACAAGCCGAGGCAAAGCAGUCCACCAGGCCAGCAGAGUCCAACGACGAGCUGCCAGUCCCUUCCACAUUGACCAGCAGCAAAGCAGACCAGGCAAAGGACAAAGUAUCAGAGAGCUCCUGUAGCACACGGGACAGUCUGGAGAACCAUUCCCUCUGGGAAUCCCCAGAGGCCAGGUUUCGUAACAAGACAGCACGCUGGUCCAAGGCCUCUGUGGUGUUUGAGGCGGAGAGCAACCAUAAGUACCUUAAUGUGGCCCUUUGGUGCAAAGAUCCCUUUAAGUUGGGCAGUUUGUUGUGCCUGGGUCAUAUCAGCCUCCAGCUGGAGCAUAUAGCCCUGGAAUGUAUGGCUACAUCUUCAGCAGACUACCAGAGCACCUUUAGGCUGGGCCCUCCAGAGCCCAGAGCUAACGUCAGCCGCACUGCACUACGCGGCCUCAGCACCCACAAGGGCUUUAAUGAAAAGCUGUGUUAUGGAGAUGUUACUCUGAACUUCUGUUAUUUAGCUGAGGGUGAAUUAGAGUAUCCAGGAGGACUGGCAGAGAGGGAGCGGGAGGGAAGUCUCCAGGAUGAGGAUCUAAGGGAGAGGGAGAGGGAACAUAUCCUUUCAGCACCGCGGGAUGACCUGGCCUACAAUCCGAUGCAGCUGGUGGAGGUUCGCCACAACUUCCAGGACACCCAGUUCCAGAACCCCACCUGGUGUGAAUACUGCAAGAAAAAAGUUUGGACCAAGGCAGCUUCUCAGUGUAUGGUCUGCGCCUACGUUUGCCACAAGAAGUGCCAGGACAAGUGCCUCGCUGAAAAUCCUUUCUGUGUGGCAGCAACAGAGCGUCGUGGAGCUGACCCUGAAGCCAAAUCUACCAUAAAUCGGGCCACCACUGGCCUAACGCGCCACAUCAUCAAUACCAGCUCCCGCCUGCUCAACCUCCGCCAAGUGCCCAAGACUCGGCUUGUUGAGCAGGUGGCUGAUGUGGUGCCUGGAGGUGUAGAGCCUUCACCUAAGCAUACCCCCAACACUUCAGACAAUGAGAGCAGUGAUACUGAAACCUACACCAGUGGUGCCAGCCCCUCAAAGCAACCUGCUGGCGGUGGUGGCAGCAGUAAACUUGUACGUAAGGAAGGUGGUUUGGAUGACAGUGUGUUCAUUGCUGUGAAGGAGAUAGGCCGCGACUUGUACCGGGGGCUGCCCACAGAUGAGCGCUCUCAGAAGCUGGAGCUGAUGCUGGACAAGCUGCAGCAGGAAAUUGACCAGGAGAUCGAGCACAAUAAUGCCCUUCUGCUGGAGGAGAGGGAGGCCACAGAUGUCCGGCGCAAGGCCCUAAUUAGUACUGCCCUGGCCAAGUCUGGGGAGAGACUCCAGGCUCUCACCCUGCUAAUGAUCCACUACCGGGCAGGCAUUGAAGACCUGGAGUCAGUGGAGAGUACCUCUCCUUCAGAGCAGCAAGGCUUUAAGAGCAAAGGAGAAGGCCUGGAGGAAGAGGCCCUGAUGGGGACAGAGGUCUAUGAUAGUGACAUAUGCAGCCCUGUGGAGGUGCAACUGUUGGAUGACAUUACUGAGGAGCAGAUCUGUGUGGAGGCACUCCACUAGAUAAGAAUAGAAAAGAGAAAGAAAGAGGAACAUGUGCUUUGGGCUUGUGCCUCCCAGCAAAAUUAUGCCCAGUUUGUUUUUUGAGAUUGGGGAAUUUCUACGGUCCAUUUGAAAUGUUGGGGAUGUUGGGGUCUAGUGUUCGAUCCACAUGUUUAUUUUUAUUUUUACAUGAAAAAGAAAGGAUGGGUGAAGGAAUUUCAUCCCUGAGGAUACAUGGUAAACCUCUUAUUGAUGAUUUGAUUUGCACAAUGUGAUGCCGUUUCCAUGCUUUAGGUUUUUAAAGGGAAAAAGCUACAAUAUCAUCUGCCCUCAGUAGUGCUGCACGUAUAUCCUUGAUUUGUUUUACUCUGUACCAUAUGUCAUUGUAAGCAUUUAAUCCACUUUGCUUUCUUGUCAGUAACUGCCUUGAUUUAAGGACAUUAGAAAAUGCAUCCAUUUGUCUCGUCUACUAGUCUGAAUCAUGUUAAAUUUGAAAGAUAAUACGUUUGCUGCGAGUAACAAGCCCAUAUAAAGGUGUCAUACUUGAGUCUAACCCAGUGUGUCUACUAGGGAAAAGCAGGUUUAGACAUCCGCGUCUGUGGAACGUGUAAUUUGUCUAAGUACUCUGCAAAAAGUCAUACGUAUCCUUUGUUUUCGGCACUUUUUAAAGUCUUAAUUAAGAUUUUCCCUGCUCACAAAGCUCUGUGGGAUUUCAAAAGCUGCAUAAUUAUUAGUGGAAUGGAUAAUGUUAUAUAUAAUUUGCAUUUUUCCUUUGGUUAUUGAGUGUGUAUUGGUUUGGCCAAAACAUGACUAUGUUACCCAUAUAUUUUAUUUGUUUGAAGGUGUAAUGAUGUAAUUGAAUCAAAAUGUUUGUUGUUUUUUUUUUUUGUUUCUUGCCAAGUUCCUUUUUGUUCAGAACGCUUCCAACUUCUAAAACUCAAAUACGGCAUAUUGCUAAUAAUGAUGAACUUGCGUAGAUGCGAUGUGAGAAAGGCACAUAACUGACUUUAUUGAUUUCUCUCUGAAUGAAUGUUACCCAUACUAGGAGCUAUCAUGAUGUUUCAAUUUUUACAUUUAUUUAAUUGGUUUAAUGUGUGUGCGUGUUGGUGUGUAAAGAUGACUACCAUGCUUCAAGAAGUUAUGAUGUGAUUUAGUGCAGAUCGUUUGCCUUCAUGAGUUGUUUUCAUGCCCAAAUGAAUGUAUGUUCAGCCCUUUCUGUGUUUUGUGUAUAUACAGCCCUUCGGCACUGCCCCCUCCCCCACCUCCCCCUGCAAACCAUCAAGCAUUAAUGUAGCCUGUCACAGUGAUUCCAUCAUAACCAGCUACAACUCCCCAAAAUGCUAUGCUUAUCUUUUACACCCUUAGAGAGCCACUGGAGAAGAACUAUAUGUGAAGAGGGAAUAUCUUAUUCUUAAAUGUUAAAAGGAAAAAUUUACCCCAAAAACGCUGAAAAAUAUCUUGGAUCUAUUUUGGUGGUGAUGUUCUUCUUUUCUUUCUUUCUUCCUGUGGUUAUCUUGCCAGUCAUUUCCAGCACAAAUACCAUUGAGUUUGAUAGUGACGUUGAGCUUGAUAGCUUUCUGAAAAAUAGUAGCCGUUAGCAGGUAAUGCUAUCAGUCUGUCAGAACUCUGACGUUAAUGGCAUUAAUUCCAUAAAGUAAAGAAGUAUUUGAUUGGCCGCUGCAGCACCUUGCCAUGUUGAAAAGCAUUGUGUUGUGAAAGUAGUUGAGCCAGUUUUAACUUUUAUUUGCCUGCAGCCCUCUAUGUUGGCACCCUACACUGCCCCAUUCAAAUGAAUGAAGAGGCUGUUUCUUCACACAGGGCUGAAGUCCUUCUGACAGAGCGCUUGUUGGAUUGUCUAUCGGCACCUGAAAAACUCUUCCUGACAGCAAACUAUGGAAACCUGCAUCUCUGAAUUUUUGUAACUUUCCCUGACAAUCUGAUACAGUGAUUGGCCCAGUGUGUGCAGAGAUGCAAAACUUGAAUAUUGUACUUUUGCCACUUUUCGUGUGAACACACUGCAACACCAUGAAUGCUUUUGAGGAGAGACUGUUUUGCAAAUGUGCCAUGCUCCUAUUUGUAUGAUUCAUGGUGUUGAGAACUAUAAAGAUGCACAUUUUAAAGGGACACAACCCUUUGUGUUUAGUCAGUCAAAAAGGGUAUAAAAACAUUUGCCUUUUAGACGUGGUUUGAAACAUUAAUUUCAUUCAGUUUGUUUUAAGCAUACUGAGGCCUUAAAAACUAAAUAAAACAUUAACUUACAAUAGAAUCAGUCUGUUUAUUAGCCAAGUAUGCAAGCAUAUAUAGUCUUGUCUUGGCCAGUAGGCUUUAGAUCUACCCUGUAUCUUCUCAAGAGAAACAGUCAUAGUAACGUAGCUCAGACAGAUCAUGUGGGUAAGACCAACUUAUGACUUCGCCUACUGACCACCAACUUAAAUCUCUCCUCCUCUCUCCAGUUACAGGGGCCCUGAGGCAAGAUGCAUCAAGUUAAGGUUAAUCCUAAAAAUAUUUCUAAUGUUGUAUAAUUGUUUUCUUUCUGUAGGAUCAUAUUGUUUCCUUGUGGCCCAGUAGAGAAUGUUCCAUGACUCGGUAACAGGCCAUGGCCUCGAGGUUGGAAACCACUUCUUUAGGGCAAGGAUUAAGGUUUACAUGAGACAACUUUUGAUGCCCUUGUGUAGAAAUGGAAAAAAAAUAACAAGACAUCACCCAAAAGUGCUAUGAGCGUGUAAAUUUUUCCUUUAAUGUAGCUCAACUCCAAAAGGACUCCAAAUAAUCCAGACUAACGGGACAAGUAAUCAGCCAGACUCAGUGGAAGCAAAAAGCCCAAUCCCUGUUCUUUUUCUUGUUUAAUAGAUAUGUUGCUCAUGCAGAUAUUGGCUUACUGGCUGCUAUACUUGUCAACCUCUCUCGGUCACUGUAUAUCCAGAUUUUUGUGCAAUAUUUUUGUAGGAAAAUGAAACCGAUAAUCAGGAGUGAAUCCCUGUGUCUGUGAUUUCUCUUUUUCUUUCCUCUAAAAAAAAACAAAAAAACAUGUAGUCUGUGCACCCAUCUGUCUGGUAAUGUACCCUGAAGUUUCUGUGGACCCAAGGAGAACCUAAGAGGAGGAGUUCAUACUAUAAAACCCCCCUUUUGGCCUGAGAAGCACUGCUUUUGCUGCUGUUGUUACAAUGUGCUCUUCCACAGAACUCAUACAUGCUUAUGCCUCCACCCCUCCCCUCCCCUCCCCUUCCCUUCCGACCACCCUAAUCUUUGAAACUGCACUUACAAAAUGGCUGUCCAUCAUGGCUUUCAGCAGGUCAAGACGGUGUUUGUUUCUUUUUUUGUGUAUGUGAGGGAUGUUGUACACAGUUUUCGAAAAGGCUCAUGUGAUGAAGCUUUAUUGUACAUAACCUAAAUAAACAAGCUCAAAUGAA
Molecule: messenger RNA, 7108 nt
Organism: Scomber scombrus (Atlantic mackerel)
Lineage: Eukaryota; Metazoa; Chordata; Actinopteri; Scombriformes; Scombridae
Gene: pdzd8
Product: PDZ domain containing 8
Exons: 5
Coding region: 99-3719 (1206 amino acids)
Biological process (GO): mitochondrial calcium ion homeostasis
Cellular component (GO): mitochondria-associated endoplasmic reticulum membrane contact site
Molecular function (GO): lipid binding; protein binding
Source: RefSeq, a predicted model, not a curated record